AUGAGAUUCCUAAGUGUGCAAACCACGGACUCCAAAUGUCAAUGCAUGGAACUAAAUGAUGGUCACUUCAUUCCUGUGUUGGGCUUUGGUACCGCUGUACCACUAGAGGUUCCUCUGAGUAAGACUUUGGAGUCUACUAAAAUAGCAAUAGAUACUGGGUUCCGCCAUAUUGAUUCUGCUUAUGUGUACCAAAAUGAAAAGGAGAUAGGACAGGCUAUUCGAAGCAAAAUUGCAGAUGGUGUUGUGAAGAGAGAAGACAUAUUUCUUACUACAAAGCUUUGGUGUAGAUUCCACCAACCAGAAUUGGUUGAUAUUGGCUUAGAGAGAUCACUGAAAAACCUUCAACUAGAUUAUGUUGACCUCUUUCUUAUUCAUUACCCAAUGUCAAUUAAGCCAUCAGAGGCAAUACUUACAAAAGAUGGAAAUGGAAAAAUAUUAUUUGAGACAGUAGAUCUCUGUGCUACAUGGGAGUUCAUGAAGAAGUGUAAGGCUGCAGGAUUAGCCGAGUCCAUUGGGGUGUCCAACUUUAACCGUAGACAGCUUGAGAUGAUCCUGAACAAGCCUGGACUCAAGUACAAGCCUGUGUGCAAUCAGGGCAUCACCACUGAAUUAUGA
Meriones unguiculatus (Mongolian gerbil) is the source of this 615-nucleotide messenger RNA. RefSeq names its product aldo-keto reductase family 1 member C1-like. Bases 1 to 615 code for a protein of 204 amino acids. Gene Ontology annotation, biological process: daunorubicin metabolic process; progesterone metabolic process; prostaglandin metabolic process. Gene Ontology annotation, cellular component: cytosol. Lineage: Eukaryota; Metazoa; Chordata; Mammalia; Rodentia; Muridae. The record is from RefSeq and is a predicted model, not a curated record. Gene Ontology annotation, molecular function: ketosteroid monooxygenase activity; bile acid binding; aldose reductase (NADPH) activity. The transcript is spliced from 7 exons.